CUCCAGCCCAGAUUACAUCAGCAUGAAUAACAGAUUACCACAGGCGUUAUCAGAGCGAUCAAUGAGUUAUGGAGUGAUCCGUCGGUGCAAUUCAUAAAGCCUGUCAUCGGUUAGAGACUGUCGCGAGCUCUGCCAAGCUGUGUCACUCACUUUCUGCCAAACGUCACUGCUGCUUUCACAGAUGUCAGAAAGAGAGUGGUGGUAAUUCAAUUCUCAAAGAGUUGAAAAUGAUGGAUACAAAGCGUGCUUUGCUGGCAGUGGAGCGUCUGCAGGAGAGGGUGAAGGAGAGGGGAGAGCUGCCCACUGAAGAAAAACUCAGUCUGCUCCAGAGUGUCUUACAGAGUCCCCUAUUCCAUCAGAUACUCCUCAUGCAAGAGACUGGACAACAGCAUCAGCAACAACAGGUUUCUCCCAGAGCAUCGUCUGUGAGCGAUGAUGUGGAUGGUUUGAGCGCAUCCCACCCCUCCUUCACUCUGAGACACAGAGACUCCUACCUUUCGGCCCAACAACGCAGUGACAGCUGUCGAUCCACUAACCAUGUGACUUUUGCCCCCUGCAUCACUGAGGACAUUUCAGUGCUGCAAUCCAUGGCCCAGGGUCGCACUGUGCUUAGAUUUGACCUGGAGAAGGGAGAGAGCGCUUUAGGCAUCAGCAUUAUUGCCGUGGAGACUGAAGACAGUGGUGGUCAAGGUAUCUUCAUACAGGAGAUUCAGUCAGGCUUAGUGGCUUACAGUGAUGGACGUCUUCAUGAGGCUGAUCAGAUUUUAGCAGUGAAUGGGACGCUGUUUGACUCAUCAGUAACACAGGAGCGAGCUGUCAAGGAUCUGCAGGAAGCUGCCCCCAUGGUUACCUUGACUGUAGCCAGAGGACCAAUAGCCAAAUUCAGCCCACCACCACGAAUGAGCCACACUGUUUCUGUCGAAAACCUCUCUGGCCUUGCUGGACAAUUCAGUCCUCGAGAAGUUCAUCUGGUUGAGCUACAGAAUGAUGGAUCGGGUUUGGGCUUUUUCAUUGUGGGCGGGAGGAGUACUGGUACCAUGGUUAAAACCAUCCUACCUGAUGGGGUAGCUGGAAAGGAUGGUAGAUUGCGUAGCGGUGAUCUUCUCCUCAGGAUCGGUGAUGUGGACGUGUCCUCUAUGGGCAGUGAGGAAGUGGCACGUGAGCUCCGUCUUGCUGGCUUCAAAGUUAGACUUCUCAUCGCCAGGGAAACCACUGAUGUUGACCUUUCACCCCCAAUCUCUCAGCAACAGGACACACAGGAUUUAGUAGAGCAAAAGGAAAAAUCAUUCAGUGUGGAAUUCACUAAUUGCAAGAACAAUUUUGACACCAAAUCAACAGACAACCUGACUGCAGAGUCCAGUGGGUUUGAAGUGAAGAGCAUACUAAAGGGAUUUACAGUGGAUCAGGAUGGACAAAUUCACAUUGGAGAUCACAUCAUUUCUGUGGAUGGUCAGAGUCUUCGUGACAGCAGUGAACAGAAAGUGGAAGAAAUUCUGCACUUUUCUGGCCAGCAUGAGGAUACAUCUCUUCUGAGAAAGGGCUCGCAAUAUGAAACUCAAACAACGCCUACAACAUCCACGAACUCCCAGAGACCUUUGACCCCAUUGGGUCUCCUGCCCCCUCCAUCGCCCCCAUGCCUACCAGUGUCAAAGCCAGUUCUGCCCCCGGGGAAAGUUCUCUAUACUGAACGCUGGGACCUCAACUUCAACAAAGAGCGCACGGCCAGACUAUCUGUGGAAGAGGAGGCAACACUGAAGAAGAAGUGGCAAAGCAGACUGGGCCCUCAAUAUGAAGUCACGGUGGUCCAGGUCCAGAAGUUCAGUGAGAGCAGUGGUCUUGGUGUGAGUCUGGAGGAUAAGGAAGGUCAUCAUUAUAUAUGCUCUAUACUGCCCGAGGGUCCAGUGGGACAGACAGGAGUCAUACACCCUGGAGAUGAGCUGCUAGAGGUGAACGGGGUCUCACUGAUUGGUGUGUCACAUAAGGAAGUGGUGAGCUUGCUGAAGGAGCUUCCUGUGAUCGUUUGUGUGGCAUGUAGUCGUCUCAUCCCACCCACUCUCGAUGAUGAAGAUGAUGAUGAUGAUGAUGUACAACUCAGCCUCAUGGAGCUACUGGCUGAAUUUAGUGAAAAGGUUUCCUGUGUCCUAAUCAUGGCCAAGCAGAAUUCGUGGGGUGGUUUUGGUGCCCACAAAGAUGAUCAUGGGGAGGUCGAGGCUCAUGUGCUGUCCCAUCAGGCCAUGUGGCAAAACGAGAUUCAAGUAUAUGAGCUGCAGAAAGGAGAUUCUGGCCUGGGAUUCAGCAUACUAGACUACCAGGACCCUGUGAACUCAGGGCAGACUGUGAUAGUGAUCCGCUCCCUUGUAGCAGGCGGUUUGGCAGAGAGAGAUGGUCGCUUGUUGCCAGGCGACCGGCUGAUGUUCGUCAACGGGACUGACAUGAGUCACACGAGUCUGGCUCAGGCUGUUCAGGUCCUGAAAAGCACUGGUUUGGGCACCGUAUGCAUUGGAGUCUCCAAACCCUUACUAGAAAAUGACACGCAGGACUCAGGAGCUGAUGUAACAGGCAACUGCCUCUCGGCACAUAACAGCCAGCGAGGCACUCUGCAGAGAAACACCCACUCUCAAAACAGCAAGAUGGACGCUGGUUGUAACCCCAUUUCUGCACACUCCAGUGGCUAUGAGAGAACCAUAACUGUAGUCAGGCAAAACUCCAGUCUGGGUAUGUUAGCCCUGUUUAUUACACUCAUUCUGCCAUUCUGUUUAUACAUUUUCAGCAUGUUCAUGGAUAGAGAGGUGAACUCUUUGAGAGACCUUUAAAAGUGUCUUUAAGAGUGUGUAAUAAAAGCUGUACGUGCAUGCGUGUGUGUGUGUGUGUGUGUGUGUGUGUGUGUGUGUGUGUGGUCAGCUCAACACUGGAUCUUUACCACACAUCACAAACCUUCCCAAAGAAUAAACUGUAUACUGAAACUAAUAUGCAAAAUUGUGUAUGUAAUUGAAGAUUUCAUGGUGUGUGAUCUUCAAAAGUGUUUGAGGUCAAUGAGGAAAAAGGUUUUUAUUUAUACGUCAUUAAAUAUACAGGAAGUAUUCUUCAGGGUGAUACAGCAAAAACUAGUUCACAUAAUGUUCUACCCAUAUUUCUUUUUUCAUACUUUAUAAUUUCAUAUUUUUUUUUUUUUUAAAUGUUACUUUAAAUAUUUUGCUUAGCGGAUAUUUUGUAUUAGAUAAUGUUCGCUAACUGGCACGUUCAUUAGUUUGGAUGUAUGUUCAAUUUUAAACACUGUAUGUUUUAUCAACUAGUGAUUUCUUAAAGACCCCAUGAAAUCACUUGACGAGCACAGUUUAGGGGAGGGACUUUCUCAUUCUAGAGAGCAACUGAUUGGACGAAAAUCUACAGUGCAAGAUGAGUCAUCAGUAUUUCUCAGAAGAGAAAGGCUGUAGAUUUGAAAUGCGUAUAUCUGCUAAAGGUUCAUUUUGGCAACUUUUUUGUAGCCUGGGUAGCUCAGCGAAUAAAUACGCUGACUACCACCACCGGGGUCACGUGUUCGAGUCCAGGGCGUGCUGAGUGACUCCAGCCAGGUCUCCUAAGCAACCAAAUUGGCCCGGUUGCUAGGGAGGGUAGAGUCACAUGGGGUAACCCAUGUGACUCGUGGUUGCUAUAAUGUGGUUCUUGCUCUCGGUGGGGCGCGUUGUGAGUUGUGUGUGGAUGCCGCGGAGAAUAGCGUGAAGCCUCCACACGCGGCACGUCUCAGCGGUAACAUGCUCAACAAGCCACGUGAUAAGAUGUGCGGAUUGACGGUCUCAGACGUGGAGGCAACUGAGAUUCGUCCUCCGCCACCCGGAUUGAGGCGAGUCACUACGCCACCACGAGGACUUAAGAGCGCAUUGGGAAUUGGCUGUUCCAAAUUGGGGUUAAAAAAAUGUACUUUUAGAAGUACACUAGCAUAAAGGGCUUGAACAGACGUGGACUAAAAGACACAAAACUCCAAUUUUGAUUUCAUGGGGUCUUGCUUAUUCGGACUAUACACAAUGCAGUAUGUACUGUAUAUAACUGUGCCAUCUCACUGGCCUUGUGUCUUUUCUUGUACACUCAAAGCCAUUUGGCACAGAAGCACUUCAUAUAUUAUUUCCGUGAAGAUUAUUUACAUCAUAGCUUACCAUUAAACCUUGAUCUUUCUAUGUGCUCAGGUAUUCAUUCAGUUUAAUAUUCAUCAAAUUUGAGAAAAAGGCCUAACCAAGUGUUGUUUAAUUCAUCAAUCUCAGCAUGAUUCUUUUUAAAUCGAUGUUACAGCAUGUCAAUGAUUUAUGUUGUAAGUCAGUUAUCUCUGACAGAUGACAUAGAGAAUAUAAUAUAUCGUGAUGUGUCUCUGAUUGUGUCUUUUGUUCUGGUGUCCUGUUGUGUCAUCUAUGUCCCGUGCUGUACAUGUUCAGAUCUGCACUGCUGAAUUUGUGCACAAUGAUUGUACUGUAAUUUGACUGUUCACAAAGGAACACAAAGGAAAAUAAAACAA
Messenger RNA from Xyrauchen texanus (razorback sucker), 4504 nucleotides. Its product is annotated as multiple PDZ domain protein-like. The transcript has 18 exons. The coding region runs from base 228 to 2813 and encodes 861 amino acids. The record is from RefSeq and is a predicted model, not a curated record. NCBI's taxonomy places the organism in Eukaryota, Metazoa, Chordata, Actinopteri, Cypriniformes, Catostomidae. Gene Ontology annotation, molecular function: protein binding.